AUGUAUGGUCAUGUUACAGGUGUGUGCAGAGGGAAACAAAGAUGUGCAAGAUGCAGUGGAGAUCAUGAAUACAGGAAAUGUGGACAGGGAGUAAAGCAGAAAUGUUGUAACUGCGGGGAAGAACACAGUGCUGGGUAUGGAGGGUGUAUUGUCAGGAAAGAGGCUGUGGAAAUACAGAAUGUCAGGAUUAUGGAGAGAGUGUCGUAUGCCGAAGCUUUUAAAAAAGUCAAGCAAGUACAAAAAGAGAGUGAGCAAGGGCGACCAACAGAGUUAUCGAGUGUCUUCAGGAGGAAUAACUCCAGACUCAUGGAGGGGAUCCUGAAACAGCAGCAGGAGCUUUUGGGAAUGGACAGUUCCAAAUACUCGGUGGAGUUUAUGAAGAACGGUACAGAUAAGCAAGAGCAUCAAGUGUUAUCUUGUCAGUCAGUGGUGAAGGUCUUAUCUCCAGAUGAUGGGCGGCUCAGUAUCGUCCAGGCAGCCCAGCAGCUCUGCCGGGCCGUUGAGCUGAAGGAAAAGACAUCCAAAGACAUUAACGUCACUGUGCUGGACUCAUUACUCAGAGAGUCAAAGAACAUACCAGACCCAGACCUGGUGCUGAAGUUCGGCCCUGUGGAAAGCACACUUGGGUUUCUUCCCUGGCACAUCAGACUAACGGAGAUUAUCUCCAUGCCGUCCCAUGUAGACGUCUCUUACGACGACCUGUUUGGUGCUCUGCAGCGCUAUGCGAUGUGCGAUCAGCGGUUGGGCAAGUGAGGAAGAGUCCACAGAGAGCAGAACAGAAGGAACUGAAUGAGCGAGAGGGGAUGGAGGGGGUCCGUCCAUCUCUUCAUGUUUACAGUACAAGCACUGGAGCCUCAGCGCCAGCAACCCACUGCUGCUGCUCUUCUCUGCCCGGAUCAUCUCUGCUCUUCUCCGCCAAGGCCUGCCGGGCGUCUCUCUGUGUGUAUGUGUGUGUGUGUGUGUGAUUAUACUUGUGCAUUUGUGUAUGUGUGAGUCUCCCAUGAGUAACUACACGCUGAAAAGGACGCAAGCGCUGCCUUGCGAUGUGCCCACCAGCAAGCCGGUUGCUCAUAUGGUGUAAAUUUACCAUUAUUUUUUUUUUAACUUUCCCGUAUCUUUGGACACUUUGGUAUGGUGGCAGUUUGUAAAAGUGCACUGAACUCUACAGACGUUAGUGUUACUCUAGUGUGACUUCACGGCAAACGAGAGCCCUUGGACAGAGAAAUGCGCUUGUAGUUGCACAGCUGCUUUCAGAUGGCGCAAACGUGCGAGAGAUUUCUAUUCGACAAAUCUUCUGCAUGCCGAAUCUGUCUUUCUGCAAUGUCAUGCUCCCAUUAAGGCUUAACAGGCUCUCUUAAAUGGUUAUGUGUGUUUAUUCAUAAUUGUGUUGUAUGAAUGUGCACAUGCGUGCCACAAAUGACAAUAAUUAGCAUUAAACCCUGAAGUUUGUAAUUCUAAGUGUGCAAAUUGACUGCUCUACAUCGUUCCCUCCGAAAGCUCUCGCCGUUUGUAAAUGCUUGUGGUGCCAAUUAUGUUUUUAUUUGAUUUUUAUUUGUCAUUAGGAAAUAUUGUUUCAUUCAGACGUCUGUUAUUUUUCUCUGUCAAUGCUUCUAUGCAUCAGAAAUGUUUCACAUUAAUAUUUCGUGAGAUCCGUGAUUGUUUUUUUUUUUCAUAAAAUGACACAGGCUUUUCAUCGUUCUGCUUACCAGAAGAAGUCUUAAAUGUGUAAUUCAUGGGUUGCCGUUGGAAGGGUUGGUUUGCUAGUGUCCAGUGUGAAUGUAUAAUAAACGCUACUGGAAUCCUUUAA
Sinocyclocheilus grahami is the source of this 1807-nucleotide messenger RNA. Its product is annotated as dehydrodolichyl diphosphate syntase complex subunit nus1-like. Gene Ontology annotation, molecular function: ditrans,polycis-polyprenyl diphosphate synthase [(2E,6E)-farnesyl diphosphate specific] activity. Gene Ontology annotation, cellular component: dehydrodolichyl diphosphate synthase complex; endoplasmic reticulum membrane. The record is from RefSeq and is a predicted model, not a curated record. The coding region runs from base 1 to 753 and encodes 250 amino acids. Lineage: Eukaryota; Metazoa; Chordata; Actinopteri; Cypriniformes; Cyprinidae. The transcript is spliced from 5 exons.